GCAUCAUAUAACUCUUUGAUCUCUCCAUCAGCUUCUCCUCCUCUUUAUUGCUACAAUUCGUGUUCUCUUCCAAUUUGCUGAAACAUGGAAGAGCUCGAGUCCAGCAACGUCGGAGAUAUCAAGACCUAUUCUCAAAAGGCCAGUACCAUCCGCAAGAACGGUUACAUCGUCAUCAAGAGCCGUCCAUGCAAAGUGGUUGAGGUUUCAACUUCUGAGACUAAUGAGCACGGUCAUGCCAACUGUCACUUUGUUGCAAUUGAUAUUUUUACUUCUGAGAAGCACGAAGAUACUGUUCCCACUUCCCACAUUUGUGAUGUUCGUCAUGUUCCACGGGUGAAUCAAACUCACUACCCGUUGCUUGAUAUCUCGGAAGAUGGCUUUGUCAGCGUUCUUACAGAAAAUGGUACCACUAAAGAUGAUCUCAAGCUCCCAACAGAAGAACCUCUGCUCACACAAGUUACUUUUCUUCUCAAGGCUGGAUUUGAGGAGGAAAAAGAUAUCGUCAUCUUUGUGAUGUCAGUCAUGGGAGAGGAGAGAAUAUUUGCCCUGGAGGAAGUUGGUACAAAGGGUGCACUAUCAGCAUGAGAGAGUCUAAAAUGAGAACUCCAACAUAUAUUUUGUAGGUUUUAAGUGAAAACACCUUUAUGCAGAACCUGUACAAUGAAGUAACUUUGUCUAAUCAUUUCUGUAUUGGUUGGUAAUGUAAACAAUCACCAUAUUAAUUUAUAAGUUUUUGUUUGGAAAUAUUUUUUGAAUUAAAUGAAAAGUUUGAUGGUUGUUCUUCAAGUU
Molecule: messenger RNA, 789 nt
Organism: Thlaspi arvense
Lineage: Eukaryota; Viridiplantae; Streptophyta; Magnoliopsida; Brassicales; Brassicaceae
Source: the annotation of a GenBank genome assembly